Molecule: messenger RNA, 1147 nt
Organism: Erigeron canadensis
Lineage: Eukaryota; Viridiplantae; Streptophyta; Magnoliopsida; Asterales; Asteraceae
Exons: 3
Coding region: 275-748 (157 amino acids)
Biological process (GO): mitochondrial respiratory chain complex III assembly
Source: RefSeq, a predicted model, not a curated record
AAUAAAAAUAAAUAAGAAAAUAGAUUUAAAUAUAUAGAUGCAGAACUCUUGUAUCCAUGUUUUAUUUGCUGUUAUUUUCUCAUUUCCAAUUAGAAAAUUGUGAAACCCUAAAAUUAAAAAAUAAAAAUCCCCAAAUUUGAGAAAAUUACAACUUUGUGUAAAUUCGUAUCUAUACGCCUCAGCAGCUACAGAGAGAGACGACGAUUAUAAUUCAGAAAUUCAAUUUAUCAAUCAAUCAGUCAAUAAUCACCUAUUAUAUCGUGGGAAAAAAGAGAUGCCGGCUGCUAUUAGUAAAUGUCGGACCUUUGCCAAUGUUCGUAAGCUCAAUCCAUAUUUUCAUCAUCUUCAUAAACGUUGUUUUUUAAAUCUCGGUCCAGACACUGUGGAGGAGCUAUUGGAUCGGCAUGUAGUCAAGAAACAACAAAAGAGCGUAGAUGAUGAUGCAGAUGAGAUAUUGACCCGUCAAAGACUAACCACCACCCGCCGUGAGGUACUGGCUCUUUACCGUGAUAUAAUUCGUGCAACCCGGUACUUCAUGUGGCCUGAUUCACAUGGGGUGUUGUGGCGGGAUGUUCUCCGAGCAAAUGCCCGAAAGGAGUUUGAGGAGGCUCGGUUUGAGAAAGAUCCAGAAGUUAUUACCCGGUUGCUUAUAGGUGGACAUGAUGCUGUGCAAUCUGCUAUUGAUAAACUCGUUGAAAAGCAGAAGCAGCAGAUUGCUAAGGAAAAUGCCGAUCAUGAUCGUCGAUGAUACUGAUUGCGAUGUGAUCUGAAGAGGGAAGACAUUUGAGGGUGGAGCAUAGUAUACGAGGAUAAAGCAGAUGGGGGCAAUAAGUAGUAUAUAUUGCUAUAAUGUUGAUGGUUAGUUACUUCUUUAGCCCUAUGUGAAAGAUAAGCCUGCCAUGCAUUGUGUAAUUCAAUUUGUUGUCAAGGAGCAAGAAAUUGAUGUUAAAAAAUAAUCGGUGUCUGAUUUGUGUGCAUUUGUUGUAUCCUGCAAACAUUCAUCUUGGGUUUGAAUUGUUUUGGCUGCACCCAGAAAUAGGUUGAUAUGCAUGUUGAGUUUCUGUGUACAAAUGUACAAUAUGCGUAUCAUACUAUGAUAGAAACUAACAGAUUUGAAUAAAACAAAAUGGAGAUGAAGUUAUAUAAA